Molecule: messenger RNA, 1622 nt
Organism: Otolemur garnettii (small-eared galago)
Lineage: Eukaryota; Metazoa; Chordata; Mammalia; Primates; Galagidae
Product: protein Daple-like
Exons: 2
Coding region: 28-1095 (355 amino acids)
Source: RefSeq, a predicted model, not a curated record
CCCUGCUCAGCCUCCCCCAGCAGUGAGAUGGUCACCUUGGAGGAAUUCUUAGAGGAAAGCAACCGGAACUCCCCAACCCCUGAUACUCCCAGCUGCCGGGAUGACCUGCUGAGUGAAUACUUCCGAAAGGCCAGUGAUCCCCCAGCCACUGCAGGCCAGCUAGGACCAUCUACCAGGAAAGAAGGGGCCAAGAUGCCCACCAGCCUUGUAGCCCCCACCGUCAAGAUGGCCAUCACCACCCCUGAGGGGAGGUUGCUGAAGCCUGGGCAGUGUGUCAAGCCAAACUUCAGAUCAUCUGAGGCCGAGGCCCUGGCCCUACCCAGUGUACCCCCAAGACAGGCCCAGCCUCCCCAGAGCCUGUCUUUGGGCAGACCCCGGCAGGCCACAAUGACCCCAGCUUCCCAUACCCCUGCCAGCAGGAGUGCUUCCCUGAGCCGGGCCUUCAGCCUGGCCUCAGCUGACCUCCUCCGAGCCAGCGGGCCAGAGGCCUGCAAACAGGAGUCCCCACAGAAGCCAGGGCUUCCUGAGGUCUCGGGUGGCAGAGAAACAGGCAGCCACACCCUGCAAAGCACCACACUCCCCAACUCCCACAGCCUGGCCCGGGAACGGACCCCAUUGGUGGGAAAGACUGGCGGUUCCUCUCAGGGUCCCCGCAGCCGGCCACUGGACACGAGGCGCUUCUCACUGGCUCCACCAAAGGAAGAGAGGCUGGUCCCCCUGCAACAGUCUGCCACCGUCCCAGCCAUUGCCACUGCAGGUGGUGGCAGCGGCAGCAACUCCCAGCUCCAGCACUUCUCACCUGCUGCAGCCCCAGCUGCCAGGACCAAGGCCAAAACCCCUCCACACUCUGGGGAGGUGGCCACUAUUGCCCCUGUCCGGGUGGGGCUCAGUCUCUCAGAGGGAGAUGGGGGCCUAGGGCAGAGCUGCAGUGAGGGGCUUCCAGCCAAGAGCCCAGGUAGGUCCCCUGACUCUGCCUCUCACACCAGCCGGGCCCCUGAGGACUGCAGUCGGGGGAGCAGCUCAAAGAGCACGCCAGCAUCCCCGGAGCCAGGAGGGGACCAGCAGACAGUGUGGUAUGAGUAUGGCUGCGUGUGACUUUUGUGACUCUGGUGGAUGGGCAGCUCCGAGUCUUCCCGCUACUGGCGCACCUUCUAAUUCCAACAGCCUUUUCUCCUGUUGGCACCUGCAGUGCCAGGAAAGGGUUUGGAAUGAGGAAGGGGGUUCCUAGCAUUUCCCUUUUUGUUUUGUUAAUGAAAACACUGUGCCAAGCCCUAAGAGGAUUACACUCCCAGGUGUGUAACGCGGCUUCUGUAUCUGCAGCUUCCAGCAACUGAUACUUUUGAACAAAUCCACUUUGGCAUGGGGACCACUUAGAACUCAAUGACAACACUGACUUAUCCAAAAGCAGACACUAUUCAAGUGUGCCCUGGUAGAAUACUCAUUUGCAACGUCUUGACCUCCAUUAAAGGACACACACAACACAAACACACAUCCCAGGCUCACAAAACUAAGCCCUGGUGGGCCUGAAAACCCCACUCCCUUUUUUUCCAAAAGCCAUUUGUCCCGGGAGAUGCCCAGGCUGUUACUACAGAGAUCUUAAGGGCCUUGGGCAGACCCCAGAG